This is a messenger RNA of Morus notabilis, 5096 nucleotides long. RefSeq names its product dicer-like protein 4. The record is from RefSeq and is a predicted model, not a curated record. Gene Ontology annotation, biological process: siRNA processing. The transcript is spliced from 26 exons. The coding region runs from base 75 to 4907 and encodes 1610 amino acids. Lineage: Eukaryota; Viridiplantae; Streptophyta; Magnoliopsida; Rosales; Moraceae. Gene Ontology annotation, cellular component: nucleus; cytoplasm. Gene Ontology annotation, molecular function: RNA binding; protein binding; ATP binding.
UUUCAUUCAACAGGAAGAACAUAUUCGUUAGAGAGAGAGAGAGAGAGAGAGACGGAGCUUCAAGUCUUUCGACAAUGUCCGACGGCGAAGCCGAUCCGGCGAACUCUGGCGCUAGUUCGUCGUCGUUUCCGGAGAAAGAUCCGAGAAAGAUUUCUAGAAAGUAUCAGUUGGAGCUUUGCAAGAAAGCAACGGAGGAGAACAUAAUUGUUUAUUUGGGUACUGGUUGUGGGAAGACCCACAUAGCUGUGCUACUUAUCUACGAGCUAGGCCACUUGAUAAAGAGACCCCAGGAGAACAUAUGCGUUUUUCUUGCACCCACCGUGGCUUUGGUUCAACAGCAAGCAAAGGUCAUAGAAGACUCUACUGAUUUCAAGGUUAAGAUCUGCAGUGGCAACUCUAAGCGCCUGAAGAGCCAUGAGUAUUGGGAAAAAGACAUGAAACAAUAUGAGGUUCUUGUUAUGAUUCCUCAAAUUCUAGUGCACUGCUUAAGUCACUGUCUCAUGAAGAUGGAUUCCAUUGCACUACUAAUAUUUGAUGAGUGUCACCACGCUCAAGUCCAAAGCAACCAUCCUUAUGCUGAAAUCAUGCGAGUCUUCUACAAAACGGAUGCAAUAAAACGUCCUCGCAUAUUUGGCAUGACGGCAUCUCCGGUUAUUGGGAAAGAUGCUUCUAGUGAAGGGAGUUUAGCAAAAAGCAUCAAUAGUCUUGAAAGUUUACUUGAUGCUAAGGUUUAUUCAGUUGAAGACAAAAAUGACUUGGACAGUUUUGUGGCAACUGCGACAGUUAGGGUAUAUUAUUAUGAUCCUGUGGUAAAUGGCUCAUCCAAUCCUUACAUAGCUUACUACAAUAAACUUGGAGACCUGAAACGUGAGUGCGUGUCUGAACUUAGUUCGAAGAAAGAUGACUUGCAAAGUCUAAGGAACUCAAAGAAACUGCUAAACAAACUACAUGAUAAUAUUAUAUUCUGCUUGGAAAAUCUUGGCCUUUGGGGAGCAUUACAAGCUAUUCGCAUUCUUUUGAACCACUCUGAGCGUAAUGAACUAAUAGAGGCAGAGGGAGAUUGCAGUAAUGAUUCUUUAUGUGAAAGAUAUCUUGCUCAGGCUGCUGAUGUCCUUGCUUCUGACUGUACAAAAGAUGUUGUUGGAUCUGAUCUAUCUCGCAUUGAUGUAUUGAAAGAGCCAUUUUUCUCAAGCAAGCUUUUGAGACUUAUUGGAAUUCUUUCCUCCUCCAGGGUAAAUCCAAAUACGAAAUGUAUAAUUUUUGUUAACAGGAUCAUCACAGCAAGAUCCUUGUCAUGCAUACUGCAAAGCCUCGAAUUUCUGGCAUUUUGGAAUUGUGAUUUGCUUGUAGGAAUAAACUCUGGAUUGAGGAAUGUGUCACGCAAGACCAUGAAAAUCAUUCUCGAGAAGUUCCGAUCUGGAGAUUUAAAUCUAUUGAUUGCAACUAAAGUAGGUGAAGAAGGACUUGACAUUCAGACAUGUUGCCUGGUGAUACGAUUUGAUCUCCCAGAAACUGUUGCUAGCUUCAUACAAUCGAGAGGUCGUGCGCGCAUGCCUCAGUCUGAAUAUGCAUUUUUGGUGGCUAGGGGCAAUAAAAAAGAGAUGGAUCUGCUAGAAAACUUUAGAAGAGAUGAACGUCAAAUGAACUUUGAAAUUGCUCAAAGAACAUCUAACGAGAUAUUUAUAGGCUUGGAAGAAAAAGUAUAUAAAGUUGAUUCAUCUGGUGCUUCCAUUUCUUCUGCAUAUAGUAUAUCAUUGCUCCACCAAUAUUGUUCGAAACUUCCACAUGAUGAGUAUUUUGACCCCAAACCAAAGUUCUUUUUUCUUGAUGAUUUGGAGGGAACUGUAUGUCAUAUAGUUUUGCCUUCCAAUGGUCCAAUUCAUCAAAUUGUCAGCACACCCCAAUCUUCAUCAGAAGCUGCUAAAAAAGAUGCUUGUCUUAAAGCGAUUGAAGAGUUGCAUAAAUUGGGAGUGUUUAAUGAUUAUCUCUUGCCAAUGCAAGAUAAAUCAUAUUUGGAGGGGCCAAUGCUCAACUCUUCUGAUUCUGACAACCAUGGAGAUGAGGGUACCCGAGUAGAAUUGCAUGAGAUGUUAGUUCCUGCUUUGCUUAAAGAGCCAUGGAAAAGUUCAGAUGUUCCUGUUUAUCUUAACUCUUACUAUAUAGAAUUUAUGCCGAAUCCUGUGGAUAGAGUCUAUAAAAAGUUUGGUCUGUUUCUCAAGGCAAAUCUCCCAGUAGAGGCCGAGAAAAUGGAACUUGAGCUUCAUUUGGCUCGUGGUAGAUCAGUGAUGACAAAGCUGAUCCCAUCGGGAGUUGCAGAAUUUUAUGAAGACGAGAUUACUUUGGCAGAGAAAUUUCAAGAAAUGUUUCUCAAGGUCAUCCUUGAUAGGAUGGACUUUGUCCCCGAAUAUGUCCAAUUGGGAAAGAAUGACUCUUCUGAAUCAAGCUCAUCAACCUUCUACCUGUUGCUCCCAGUAAAUUUUCAUCAUCAUGAAAAUACAUUGAAUAUAGAUUGGAAGAUUAUCAGAAAAUGUUUAUCAUCUCCAGUUUUCAGGAGCCCAGAAAAUAUAGUAGCAAAUAAAGUUCUUGUGUCAAAAGACACCUUGCAACUUGCUCGUGGUUGCAGAAGAAAAGGUGAUAUUGAGAAUAGUUUGGUUUAUGCUCCUCAUAAGAAGGGCUUUUUCUUCAUUGCCAAAAUUGUCGAUGAAAAGAAUGGGCACAGCCCGUGUGAAGAAUCAAGGACUUUAAGCUACAUGGAGGAUUUACAUGAAAAGUUUGACAUCCAACUUAAAUACCCUGAACAACCACUUUUGCAAGCAAAACCGCUUUUCUCUUUGCAUAACUUGCUGCAUAACCGGGGGCAAGACGAAUCUGCAUCAAGUCACCUAGAUGAGUAUUUCAUCUAUUUGCCUCCCGAGCUUUGUCAGCUGAAGAUAAUAGGCUUUUCGAAAGAUAUUGGGAGUUCAAUUUCUUUGUUACCAUCAUUUAUGCAGCAUUUGGAGAACUUGCUUGUUGCCAUUGAACUGAAGAAUGAAUUAUCUGUUUCAUUCCCCGAGGGAUCUGAAGUUACUGUCUUGAGUGUUCUAGAAGCACUUACCACUGAGAAGUGCCAGGUGGGUUUCUCUCUUGAAAGGCUCGAAAUACUUGGUGAUGCUUUUCUCAAAUAUGCUGUUGCAAGGCAUCUUUUUCUUUUGCAUGGUACCCUUGAUGAAGGUCAACUUACAAAGAAGCGGUCUAACAUUGUCAACAAUUUGAAUUUAUUCAAGCUAGCAUGUAAGAGGAACUUACAGGUAUACAUACGGGAUCAAACAUUUGAUCCCUGUCACUUCUUUGCUUUGGGCCGUUCAUGUCCAAUAGUCUGCAAUUCCGAAACGGAGAAAAAUAUUCAUUCUAAAUAUUUGAACGGCGUGGUAAAUAAGACAAAUCUCAGUGAAGUCAGAUGCAGCAAAGGUCACCACUGGUUGCAUAAGAAAACAGCUGCUGAUGUUCUUGAAGCUCUUAUCGGAGCAUUUAUUGUUGACAGCGGCUUUAAGGCUGCAACUGCAUUCCUUAGAUGGAUUAGCAUAAAAGUUGACUUUGACGCCUCACAAGUCACUGAUGUUUGUAUAGCAAGUGCUAUCUACAACCCACUUGCUGCUCAAAUUAACAUCGGAGCUCUUGAGAAUUUAUUAGGGUACCAGUUUGUCCACAGGGGUCUGCUUAUACAGGCAUUUGUUCAUCCUUCUUACAACAGGCAUGGAGGAGGCUGCUACCAGAGGUUGGAGUUUUUAGGAGAUGCUGUAUUGGAUUAUUUAAUCACCUCGUACCUGUAUUCAGUCUAUCCAAAAUUAAAGCCUGGUCAGUUGACAGAUUUGAGAUCAGUGUUCGUGAAUAAUCAAGCCUUUGCAAACGUUGCAGUUGAUCGAUCCUUUCCAACAUUUCUCAUCUCUGAUUCCAGUAGCCUUUCUAAAGCCAUAAAUAAAUAUGUGAAAUUUAUCCAAGCGCCUCCAUCAGAAAGCAGUCAGGAUGAUUGGCCAAAAUGUCCAAAGGCUCUUGGUGACUUGGUUGAGUCCUGUGUUGGUUCGAUUCUGCUUGACACAGGUUUCAAUUUGAGCCGUAUUUGGGAAAUAAUGCUAUCCUUUCUGGAUCCAAUCAUAAGCUUUUCCACUUUGAAGAUUAGUCCUAUUAGGGAGCUACAAGAGCUUUGCCAAUCUCAUUCUUGGAGCCCUCCUUUUUCAGUAUCAAACAAGGGUUCUAUGUACUUGGUCGAAGCAAAAGUGAAUGGUGACAAUGUUUGUGCAUCUGCUUCUGCAACCAGCUCGAGCACAAAGGAAGCAAAGAAAAUUGCUGCAGAACGAGUAUCUGUACAGUUGAAGGCUCAAGGCUUCAAACUCAAAUCUAGUUCUUUGGAGGAAGUCUUGAAAUCAAGCAGCAAGAUGGAGGCCAAACUUAUUGGAUAUGACGAAAAACCAAUAGAUGUAGCACCACCUCCCGAUUCCAUUGGAUUUGAGAAUCUGGCUUUAGAAGAACCCGUUGUCACUAAGUUUGUCACCAAAGUCCGUUCCACAAAUGAACCAAUGGAUGUUUCCUCAAGCAAACCAGCAACAAGUAAACAGCCCCAGUCUAAUAGCAAGGCCAUUAAAAAUGACGACCUUGACACUGAAUCACAGACAAUGGGUACUGCAACAGCGAGAUCCCGCCUGUAUGAAGUUUGUGGUGCUAACUUUUGGAAGCCUCCUUUGUUUGAAUGCUGGAAUGAGGGACCUGGCCACUUGCAAUUAUUUACUUGCAAGGUUUUGGUUGAAAUAGAAGAAGCUCAGGAUAUGAUUUUGGAGUGCUUUAGUUCAGCUCAUCCCAAGAAGAAAGCAGCAGCAGAACAUGCUGCGGAAGGGGCACUCUGGUUCUUGAAACAACAAGGUUAUUUGUGUUGAUAACCAAAUUGACACGUUUCUUUUAGUUUAUUUAUACACUAAUAUAUAUUUAUAAAUAUAGAUAUAUAUUUUUAAAUAUAUGCAUGCAUUCAUGUUAUGUAUAUAUUUGGCUCAAGAGAUUAGAAGGCCUCCUUUCCCAGUUAUAUGAAUAUCUUGUAUUUACUAAUGAAUAUAAACCCAUGGACUCCU